This is a messenger RNA of Otolemur garnettii (small-eared galago), 773 nucleotides long. RefSeq names its product protease, serine 37 (gene PRSS37). Bases 9 to 716 code for a protein of 235 amino acids. Gene Ontology annotation, molecular function: serine-type endopeptidase activity. Gene Ontology annotation, cellular component: acrosomal vesicle. Gene Ontology annotation, biological process: positive regulation of acrosome reaction; proteolysis. The transcript is spliced from 5 exons. NCBI's taxonomy places the organism in Eukaryota, Metazoa, Chordata, Mammalia, Primates, Galagidae. The record is from RefSeq and is a predicted model, not a curated record.
UGGACCCCAUGAAACUUAUCCUGUAUUUGAGUAUCCUUGCUGGGACAACUUUCUUUGCUCACUCAUCUGUGCAGAAGGAAGAUCAUGCUCCCUACUUAGUAUACCUAAAAUCUCACUUCAACCCCUGUGUGGGUGUCCUCAUCAAAACCAAGUGGGUGCUGGCCCCAGCUCACUGCUACUUACCAAAUCUGAAAGUGAUGUUGGGAAAUUUGAAAAGCAGAAUCAGAGAUGGGACAGAGCAGACGAUUAACCCUAUCCAGAUUGUCCGCUACUGGAACUAUAGUCAUAGCUCCCCACAAGAUGACAUUAUGCUCAUCAAGCUGGAUAAGCCUGCUGUCCUCAACCACAAAGUCCAGCCCCUUCCCCUUGCCACUCGUAAUGUCCAGCCAGGCACUGUCUGUCUGCUCUCAGGUUUGGACUGGAGCCAAGAAAACAGUGGCAGACACCCCGACUUGCGGCAGAACCUGGAGGCCCCUGUGAUGUCUGAUGCGGAGUGCCAGAAAACUGAGCAAGGGCGAAGCCACAGGAACUCCCUCUGUGUAAAAUUUGUGAAAGUAUUCAGUCGAAUUUUUGGGGAGGUGGCUGUAGCUACUGUCAUCUGCAAAAACAAGCUCCAGGGGAUUGAAGUCGGACAUUUCAUGGGAGGGGACGUUGGCAUUUAUACCAAUGUAUACAAAUAUUUAUCCUGGAUUGAAAACACCGCCAAGGACUCAUGAGAUCCUACUUCCCUGCCUGCAUGCCAUUGACUCUGUCAGUGACUACACAAACUGAUA